UCCGGAACGAUGUUUGAGUACAAUUCGAUCAUAUUUUACGAACGAAUAGUAAAUAGUAAAAACAACUAAAAAACCAUGUUCAAGUUUGUGACUUUGUUUGCUCUUGUGGCUUGUGCUUUCGCUGCACCUGCACCAGCACCAGGAUACGCUGCCGGACACAUCGUCGCUGCAUCAGUCCACCCUCAGACCUACGUUGCUGCACCAGCAGUCCAAGCAACUUACGUCGCUGCACCAGCAGUCCAUGCAUCGUAUGUUGCUGCACCGGCUGUUGCCUACCAAUCAGCACCGCUUACAACAUACGCUCACGCUGCUCCAGUAGUUACUGCCUACCACACUCCAGCUGCAAGCAGCCACCAACAGACCACUCAAAUUCACAAAUCAGAAGCAAUUGUCACUCAACCAAUUGCUCAUCUCACUGCCUACCAUGCUGCUCCAGCCUACGCUUACUACCACUAAUCAACAAUGAACCUGGCUCCAUAAAAAAAUUAUAUUUCAUAUAUAUUUUUUUGAAUUCUGUAUGAUAUGAAUCAAAAUUUAUGAAUAAAAGAAUAUUUGAAUUU
Messenger RNA from Cotesia glomerata, 560 nucleotides. Its product is annotated as cuticle protein 38-like. The record is from RefSeq and is a predicted model, not a curated record. The coding region runs from base 76 to 456 and encodes 126 amino acids. Lineage: Eukaryota; Metazoa; Arthropoda; Insecta; Hymenoptera; Braconidae. The transcript has a single exon.